AUGGCUGAAUUGGGACAAGAAUAUGAUGUUAUUGGUCCAACUGAACUGGAGGAAAUUAAAGAGGCUUUGGCCAACAAGGAUCUAGCAACUGCAGUAAGGGAGAUUCAAGAUUACUUUGAGCAACAAGAUCGUGUAGAACUGAACAUAGCCGUUACAGGGGAAUCAGGAUCUGGUAAAUCUACAUUCGUCAAUGCAUUUCGAGGACUGGAGGAUGAGGACGAAGGCUCUGCUCCAACUGGAGUCGUUGAGACCACCAUGGAGCCAAAAGCGUACCUGCAUCCUGAACAUGUGAAUGUAAAAGUUUGGGAUCUGCCUGGGAUCGGGACACCAAACUUCAAAGCUGACAAAUACCUGGAACAAGUUGGUUUUCAGCGUUACGAUUUCUUUGUCAUUGUCUCAUCAGAGCGAUUCAGGGAAUGCCAUGUUCAGCUGGCCAAUGAAAUAAACAAAAUGAAGAAGAAGUUUUAUUUUAUUCGAUCAAAGAUUGAUUGUAGCAUCAGUGCUGAAAGCAGGAAGAAGAGCUUCAAUAAGGAGAAGACCCUGAAUGAUAUCCGGGACGAUUGUAUUAGGGGUCUUGAAAGCAUCGGUGUAACCUCUCCUGACGUCUUUUUAAUCUCUUGUUUUGACCUGGGGAGCUACGAUUUCAGUCCUCUGCAGGAGACCAUGAACAAAUCCCUUCCCCAGUUCAAGAAACACCUUCUUAUGUUGGCCUUACCAAACAUAACCCUGCAAAUUAACAAGAAGAAAAAGAAGGAGCUGGAGGCAGACAUAUGGAGGGUGGCACUCAUCUCUACUGCUGUCGCAGCUGUACCAGAUUCUGAUUUGUCAAUCUGUGUGGAUAUCCUUAUCUUAGUGGCAGUGCUAAUAAAAUAUUACCGUGCAUUUAAUCUUGAUGAGCAAUCUCUGCAGAACCUCGCUGAGAGGUCAGGAAAGCCUUUGAAGGAGCUAAAGGCUGUGCUGAAGUCUCCUCUACAUGAGGAGAUUAGCCAACAUGUGGUCAAGAAGCUGUUGAGUAGGAAAGAUAACAAAACGUAUAUUAAGUAUUGGCUUUCCAAAAUCCCCAUCCUGGGAUUGCUGACAGCUGGGCCCUGGUCCUUUGUGGUUGUUUACAGAAUGCUGAAGACGUGUUUGAACGAACUGGCUGAGGACGCCCAGAAUGUGAUCAUGGCCGCAUUUCAGUCGCCCGUUUAAAAGCACA
Molecule: messenger RNA, 1198 nt
Organism: Chanos chanos (milkfish)
Lineage: Eukaryota; Metazoa; Chordata; Actinopteri; Gonorynchiformes; Chanidae
Product: interferon-inducible GTPase 5-like
Exons: 2
Coding region: 1-1191 (396 amino acids)
Cellular component (GO): membrane
Molecular function (GO): GTP binding
Source: RefSeq, a predicted model, not a curated record